AUACUGAAUAAAAUACACUCACAAUCUAACAGGACAUUUUUCCCUGCCAUAUUUAAAAAAAAAAAAAACAUUAAAUUAAAACAACACUCCAGGUCGCAACCAUUAGCGGGAACGGGAAACAUAUUAGACUAACAUCGUCAGCAUCCCCCUGACGUGUCGAGGCCGUCAGCCAAAGGGCUUCCGUGCCGCCACGCGUGAGAUCUGCUCUCAUUCCCCGCCUCGUGACUGCCGCAUGGGAAGGAAGGUCCUCGAGGCGUUAUUUGGAAAGCAUUUCGUGUUUGUACAAUCACAAAAUAGCAUGCUUGGUGUUGUCUACAGGGGAAGGAAUCGAGAUCUGGAAUGUAAACUGUAGCGUAAGAUGCAGGAGUACCUUUAAGAAUAUCAAUAACAUGUCUGUCGGUGGAGAAAUGCUGAAGUAUAUAUUAUUCUGUCUUAUCAAGUCCAUCCCCAAUGGAAUUCCAAAACAUGCACACCUUCAAUGUCAUCCAGCACAUGCUUCGUCUAGUGCAAGAAGAAAUCGAUGCCGAGAAACAAAAUCUUCCCGUAGCGAGAGUGACCCCCCUCACUUCUUCAUUGCUUUCUUUCCAGACGCGCCGCGGCCAUCCAGCCUCACAAGCCUCCAGCCUCCGCCGGGUCACGGAAGGGGAAGGGGUUCUCUCGCUCCUGGUGGCUGGUUAUGUAAGCUGCCUCUUUCCUCCCACUCUCCAUUCCCCUCAGUCGGUCCGCAGUUCCCACGCCGCGCACACGGUGCCCUCGGCCUCCCUCACGCUCACGCCAGGGGAGACUCGCGUAAGGACGGUAGUGUCGCGGCUGCGUUGCGCUCCCCCGCCCCUUGCCUCGCCACAAGUGGUGGACGCUCGGUGCCUCUUAAGGACUGGUGAACGGCUCGGCGGCGAGGACUGGUGCCCGCGGUGGUGAAGUGUGCGCGAUUAAGAGUUUUUGGAUUGGUUUCUUAUUGCUAUGAUUGUGUGUGUCCGGGAGUGAGGCUUCAAGUGCACUCAGCGCUGACCACCUCCACACCCCUGAGGCCGCGGCCCGCCGAGGCCUCACUAAGCAGAGAUGGAGGAGGCUGCCAACAACGUGUCGGCCAUGAGAGGUGACUACAGCUGGGAGCCGCCGCCUCCCUGGAUGUUUGGCAGCCAGGAGCACUGCGAGACUUACUACCUGCCCGCCGCUACAUCCUUCGUCGAUGGUGAAUAUUGCAAUGCCACGUGGGACAACAUCAUGUGUUGGCCGCCGGUACCCGCCAACACCCGGAUGGCGCUGCCGUGCCCUCCCGUGCAGGGCGUUGACCUCCAACAGACUGCCCACCGCAUGUGUUCGGUGGAAGGGCGGUGGCUGGGCAAGGACGGUGAAGAUUCCUCCCCAACCGGCUGGACUAAUUACACCGCCUGCUUCACGCCGGAUGUGCGGGACCUCCUCAACAGGCUGUAUUCCGGCACCGAGGAGGACGCUCAGAUGAAGUUCCUGGUGGCAAAGGGGUCCCGCGCCCUGGAGAUCAUCGGCCUCACGCUGUCCCUCGUGUCGCUUCUCCUGGCUCUCUUCAUCUUUAGCUACUUCAAAUUCGUAGAUUUUAGAGGGCCCCUAACCCAGCCCUGCUUCAGGAAGCUGCGGAACAACAGAACUCGGAUCCACAAGAACCUGUUCACGGCAAUGGUGGUGCAGGUGGCGGUGCGUUUAGUGCUGUACGGGGACCAGGCGCUAGUGAGGGGCGACUCCACGGGGCUCGGCUCUGGGCUGGCGUCUGAUCGACAGGGCAUCGAUAGCACGCCGGUCCUGUGCGAAGCCUUCUACAUCGUGCUGGAGUACGGACGCUCCGCCAUGUUCAUGUGGAUGUUCAUCGAGGGGAUGUACCUCAACAACCUCAUCAGCGUCGCCUUCUUCCAGGGCCCGCCCAACUACAGCGCCUACUACGCCAUCGGCUGGGGCAUCCCGGUGUUCAUGACGGCGUGCUGGGCGGUGGUGAUGGGCCUGUGGAAGAACGUGGACUGCUGGUGGGGUUACUCCUUCACCACCUACUACUGGAUCCUGGAGGGGCCGCGCUUCACCGUGAUUGGCGCGAAUCUUCUGUUCCUGCUCAACAUCAUGCGUAUCCUGAUCAGCAAACUGCGAGAGGCGAGCUCCAGCGAGGCCCAGCAGAUCAGGCCUCUGCGUCGGUCGGUGCGCAAUGCCCUGUUCCUCCUCCCGCUACUGGGGAUCACCAACGCCAUCACCAUGAUCCCCAAGCCCCUUGAGCGCUCAGCCUUCGAGUUUGGGGUUUGGUCUUAUGGUACCAACCUCCUCACCUCCUUCCAGGGCCUUGUCGUGGCCUGCAUCUAUUGCUUCUUUAAUGGAGACGUCAAGAGAACGCUGUGUUACUACUGGCGGCUCAAGGUGACUCUCCGUAGCAAAAGGCGGCGUCCAGGCGCAGCUUCAGCUUUCCCUGACCCUGACCACCUGUACAACACUGGCUACGGUCCCCGCCCUAAGUUACACUAUAAGGCUCGCAGUCGGUCGUCGAGUGACAAGCCCGUACACAACAGCCACCUGCAGGGUCUGCACCACCCUCCCCUGCACCCACAACACCUGCACCACCCCCCCGGAGUGCCCUGCCUCGCCGCCCAGCCUGUGUCCACCUUAUGACGGCCGGCGCCCUUUAUUAUGGACACCCCACGGGGCCGCGUCAACCUCAAGGGUCCCGAGCCCCGGGUAAGCUUCAUCUUCCGGGCACAGAGGGCGCCCAUCCACGAGCCAAGGGACGCGGCCGCCCCUAGACACGGCGCGGCAAAAACUAAGAAGAGCACAAAGCGUAGAAUGAAGGUUGAAAUGAGGGGCGGCCGGCCUGCCACCUACAGACAGGAAAGCGAGGACCCGCAGGAUAUCAGCUCGGACAGGACCAGUCCCUGCAGCAUGCGUGGAGUAUCUUCGGGCACGCUAGACGCCGACGUGCACACUUGGUCCACCAACACUACAGACUACGAUGGCGGGGCGUCUUGCUCCUCUUCAGGAGCUGCACUCACUUCCUAUCACGGCGUUGCGGGUUCCUACAGGACCUUAGACUCAGGCGGUUCCUAUCUCUGCAGCGACCUGGACUGAGUCCAAGCCCACCACGGUUCUUCCGUCGAGCGAAGCCGUCCGCUGUUCACGAAACCCUAACUCCUUUCCCUAUAAUUUUCCUAAAUACUCAUUUCAUGCCACAAUACUCUCACCACUACCGCCGCAGUGACGAAAAAUGCAGAGACAGUCACCGCUGCCGACCUUCCCAACACAGUGGUGCGAGACCCAAAUGUUCAGUACGACAAUUCCCAACACGCGACGCCAUACAACACGCCUGGCAGCUUGUCCGUGAAUGUAAACUACAGACUGCUUACAAAAGCAAGUUAAGUCACGGCACUAAAGCAGCAAUUAGCAGCGUCGACGAGCGGCUCCGUGCCUGCAGGAUCCAGCAAAGCGUCGCGGACAACAGCCAGUGCCAAGCAUUUCUGUCGACAUAAGCACUGAAGUCUUCCGUCUCUUCUCUGAGUAAAGGCUUUCCCUAACGAGCAUACGUCCGGCAGGAAAACAUACAUUCAGAGCAUUUUAUAAAUACUCUGGCUCCAGCCGGGAAUGGAGAUCAUGUAAAUAGCCAAGAGGGUUCGUAUCCUAUAGAAUCCCUUCAGAUUGGAAAGCAAAUUAAGCGAAACAUUCUAAAGAUCCUUUCGUAUUCUUACACGAACAAAACUCUUUUUCUUUUUUUUUAGUAUUUGUAUUUCAUGUCAGAGUCCCCGAGAUCAGCAGGUUCUGCUCUCGGGUGACGACCACUGACGAGUCUGGGACAUGUAGUGUGCCAACACGAAUCUCCUCACAAGAAGAAUGAAAACUAUAUACACAUUACUCUUAAUUGACUGUCAGCCGGGCAUGGCGAAAAGUCUCUCUCCUUAUACACAUUACUUGCGCAGUUCUCAGAAAACUCACUUCAAAACGAACUAAACCACACCUGGAACAAACUGAAUCCCUCCGCAGCUGCAGUGACUAAGGUUACAUCUUUACCACUACACAAAAAUUUCACACAGUCCCUUCCGAGCCUCACUCCUCCCCUCCCACACACACACACACACACACACACACACACACACACACACACACACACACACACACACACACACACACACACACCUUCUUCCCACUAACCUGUGUUGAGGCUCAGGUGAGACUGCAGGCGGCCAGGAAUCAGAUCCUCCAGGCGUUGCUGCAUUACACUGACACUUGCCGCUGAAAAGAAAAAUGAUGCAUUCAGAGCAGAUGAGCGUGACUCUCCUCACCGAUGAUACAGUCUGUCCCUAAGUCAUGAGUCAGUGAUAUCUUACACCGACCCAGAUCUGACACACACACACACACACACACACACACACACACACACACACACACA
Messenger RNA from Scylla paramamosain (green mud crab), 4387 nucleotides. Its product is annotated as PDF receptor-like. Gene Ontology annotation, molecular function: G protein-coupled peptide receptor activity. Gene Ontology annotation, biological process: cell surface receptor signaling pathway; adenylate cyclase-modulating G protein-coupled receptor signaling pathway. The record is from RefSeq and is a predicted model, not a curated record. Gene Ontology annotation, cellular component: plasma membrane. NCBI's taxonomy places the organism in Eukaryota, Metazoa, Arthropoda, Malacostraca, Decapoda, Portunidae.